UUCUGGUGAUGAUGAGGCUGCUGCUGCUGAAGAUAAACGUUUGAGAAGAGUAUUGGAAUCAGUGAGCAGUCCUUGCCUCCCCCUCCACCUCCUACUAAGUCGGUAGAGGAGGAGCCUGUAGCAGCCCAGUGCUGAGUUCAGAUUCCUGUUGCUUGCUGGCUUAGCAUUCACUGCCUUACAAGAGAGAGGCAUACAGCUUCCUCUCUACAGUCUUCUUGUCCUAUCACUCCGCAGACUGGCUGCAAUCACAUAAAGAAACCUUGUAUAGACUUUGUGUCCUCUUCUUGGUAACACUGAAGGGAAAAGGCCUGUGUCCCUCACAGAGAGGGAAAAGGCAGAAGAAACAAGUUUUGUGGACCCCAUCUCUGCUGGUUUGGAGCUUGCGGGUCCACUCCUUCUACCACUGGAGAUGCUCCAAAGAUUCUUCACCUCAGUAAAAUCGUGGGACAUCCAUUCCCGAGGGACGACCGGCCACCCAAGAUACAGAUACUUAGAAGUUGACGGAAGAUAAAGGAAAAACAUACAUUUAGUGACAGACUUUUCUUCAACCAAGGAAAUACAUUUCUUCUUAUUCCAACCCCCUAACCUUUUACCGACCAUCUGCUUUCCCUUAAGCCAUCGCCUUUAAAAAUAUUUACCCUUGAGUUCACUCAUGGCUUUCCUGACGAAGAAGAAAAAAUUUAAGUUCCAAACCAGUUUUACCCUGGAAGAACUGACGGCUGUCCCCUUUGUGAACGGGGUUCUCUUCUGUAAAGUCAGGUUGCUCGAUGGAGGGGACUUUGUCAACUUGUCAUCUAGAGAGGAAGUCCAGGAAAACUGCGUGCGUUGGAACAAGAAGCUGACCUUCGUCUGUAAAAUGAGUGCCAAUCCGGCAACUGGUGUGCUGGACCCCUGCAUCUGCAGAGUUUCUGUCCGCAAGGAACUCAAGGGAGGAAAAACAUACUCAAAGCUGGGCUUUGCUGACCUGAACCUGGCCGAGUUUGCAGGCUCGGGCUCCACCGGGCGCUGCUGUCUACUUGAAGGAUAUGAUACAAGGAACACCAGACAAGACAAUUCUAUACUGAAGGUCACCAUUGGGAUGUCUCUUCUCUCCGGAGACCCCUGUUUCAAAACACCUCUGUCAACAGCCAAAACUGUGUCAGCUCCAGGACAAGACUCCACUCUACAGAUGACCUGCAAAGGUGAAGGUACUGUGCGUUCUGUUAGUGGCACAGUUCGCCAGAACCGGAGUCGACACAUACUCAGUUCAGGGGUAUUUGACGAGGCAGACCAAAAUCUUUCAAGCCCAGAAGAGACCUCGCAUUCUGGCCAUUCUCGGAACUCGAGCCAGGCUAGUCAGCAGUCCAAAGUAUCAGGUCACAGCUCUGAGCACUCCCGCUGCUCCAGCAUGUCCGACUUGACUCAUAGACGCAACACAUCCACCAGCAGCAGUGCAUCUGGGGGAAUCAUCCUCACGGCUGAGGGACAAGAAGGAGAGCGGGAAAACAAGCCGGAGAAGCCACCGCGGCCUCUCAGACCGCCCAUCAACCUAGACCGGCAUUCCAGGAGAAAGAAGGACUCUGUGGAAAGUCACCCUACUUGGGUGGACGACACCAGAAUCGAUGCUGAUGACAUCGUGGAGAAGAUCAUGCAGAGUCAGGACUUUACUGAUGUCAGCAACAAUGAAGAUAGUCACCUGAGACUGUUUGUGAGCAGAGAUGGAUCCACCACAUUAAGCGGGAUACAGCUGGCCAACAGGAUUUCUGCAGGAGUCUUUGAGCCCGUGGUGAUUGAAAUCCAUUAAAUUGUCACCAUGCUGGUAACCAGUCCCAGGAUCUGAGCCAAACUUUGCCAUUCCAGGCCGCAAAGCUGCGAGAUGGGAAGAGGCAGAACACAUCGCACAGUCUAGGGUUCAACUCUCCUCCAGUCUUAUCCUGGCACUUAUCCAGUUGAUAUGCAUGACUCCUUCAUGUUCCUGCAAUCCAGUGUGUGUGACAGCAAUCCCCUCUGCUUUUAAUCACUGUGAAUCUAACCAGGCCUCUGACAAGAGAGCCCCUGACUCCAGAUGCUCAGCAUUCCAAGCUCUUCUCAAAGCUGCUGGCCACUAACCUAGCAUCCUUUACAGAGCUGAGUGAAGAAACGGAAAAAGGCCAAGGCAUCAUUUCUCUGCAUGUCGCUUUGCGCAAACUCUUUUCCUACUCUUUGUAUGUCCUUCUAAACCCUUCUGGUCCAACGGUGCUCAGUAUUUGCCUCUGGCACUAAAUGAGUAUAUUUCCUGCUCAUCACGAGGUUGUAGAUAAAGGAAGCUCUAUAAAUUCAGAUAGUCAGAUGUUUCGGGUGUAACCAGUUAAUAAUGUGAUUCUUAUCAUUUUAUCAAAAGAGGUAUAAUUCACUGAAACAGCAAGGCAACUUUCUAAAUGAACAUUAACACAUUCCCUUAAUUAGUAUUUUUUUUACUGUUGAAAUCCAACCUAUUAAGGGUAUGAUUUUGUAGGUGAACAAAUCACCUUUAUUUGCUGGUACACCCUUUCUUAACUAGAAAUGGCUAACUGACGCACUGCAUUGAUUAAUCUGGGCAGGAGUAGGUAGAUUGAUAAGGACUGUCAUUGGAUAAAACACAGAUCUGUCUUUUGGCCUUACCUGGCUUAGGGCAUUGGAAUCAACUUUUAGAGUUCCGGUUUUGAUGAACCACAUCUCCCAUGAUGCUUUGCCACUCCAGUUCUUGCAUAGAUUUUUGUUGUUCACUUAAAGCCUGAACAUUAACGAUGGCCUACUCCUGGCUUAGAGUGAACCGAGAUCCAGGCUUGUAUUGGCAGUGCAAUAUUCCUAGAUCUGCAACCUCAGAAAAUACAUUUAGUUAUGAGCCCAUUAUUCCCAAAGGCUAUUCGUAAUUUUCCUGCUUUCUCUUUUUACACGGUACCAUUCCUUUCUUCUGCAUGGUCAGGCAUAAUGAUUUUCUCCUGGGUCCUUAUCAAUACCACAAAAACUACAGAAAGAAGUCAGUGCAGAAUAGAAAUUUAUCCCUACAAUAUGACGUGUUAAUACAGCUGGACUGUUAAGGCAAUAAGGCACCCUUUGGAAGGGUCAGUAGAAAACAGCUGGUCUGUAUACUCCCUCAGGAAGGGAGUCCUAUAACGCAGCAGGUCUGUGUGUAGCUCUUAAGGACUCCUCCGGUAGGAGCAAUGGGACACAGCUGAGCUGUGGAAAUCCUUAAGAAAACAAAUGUAGCAGCGGGACUGUGAAGAUAUUAUAGGGUACAAGCUCAGGAGCAACACAGCUGGACAGUGAAACCCCUACAAACCUCCUAAAUCUCUGGUCAGACGAGGAAGGUUUGCCGUUUCUGUACUGGAAUCUUUCUGCAAGACAUUCCACUAAACUAAAGACCCAAGAGACUACUGAUCAGAGGUCAGCUGUGCAGGUCGCAGUGCCUGUCUUUCAGAUCCUCCUUCUAUUCUCACCUUGACCAUUCGCACUGUCGCACUGGUGAAGACUGCACAAUUCAAAACCCAGCAGGCUGGUGUUGUUUUUUUUUUUUUUGUUUGUUUUUUUUAUUUCACUUCUGCAUUUUAAUCUAGAGUUUCAGUAUGACCUUGUCCUCUUUGUGAAACCGUCCUUGUGGAGCUAUCUGGUGCUCGGGGCAAUUUUGUUUAAUUGUGUGUUUGUGUUGGUUGUUUUUUGUUUUUUUUCUGAAUGAUAUUAUUGUCAAGUAAAGCCAGACUUAUUGUCAAAAAAAAAAAAA
Molecule: messenger RNA, 3718 nt
Organism: Pelobates fuscus (common spadefoot toad)
Lineage: Eukaryota; Metazoa; Chordata; Amphibia; Anura; Pelobatidae
Gene: EEIG1
Product: estrogen-induced osteoclastogenesis regulator 1
Exons: 11
Coding region: 653-1783 (376 amino acids)
Source: RefSeq, a predicted model, not a curated record